Molecule: messenger RNA, 684 nt
Organism: Prorocentrum cordatum
Lineage: Eukaryota; Dinophyceae; Prorocentrales; Prorocentraceae
Source: the annotation of a GenBank genome assembly
GGGGGUGGGAUUUCUGCCCCACCUCCCCACCUGAAGGCUGCCGGUGCCCACCUGGGCCGCGCUCGAGGGCGCGAGGACGACAUACUCGUCGACAUUCGAGAAGGUCGAGUCAAGGCAGAUGUUCCGCAUGCCCUUCGCCAUGGGCACGAGAACGUCCUGCGGAGCUCCGUGCCCGAGGGCGCCCGGGACAGGCCCGUGGCCCUGCCGGGCCCCCCGACCGGCACGCUGUCGGCCGACGCGUCGCAGGCGGCGGAGGCGCCCGCGGGCGACGCGCCAACGAGCUCGGACUUGUGGGGCCUCGAGGGCCCUGGGGACAGCAUCUACGAGCUGGACGGGUCGGUCCGCGCCGAUCCUCAGAGGCGCCCCCGCUGCACUGCUGGUGACGCGGCCGCCGCUGCCUACUGGCAGUCGUACGACGGCUUCGCGCGCGUGGCCAUGAGCAUGGGCACCAACCAGCUGGUCACGGCCCUCGCCUACUACGUCAUCGGCUACGUGCUCAUCUCGAACCACGCGGUCAUCGCGUCGUGGCUAGGAUCGUGAUGCUGUUCAUGGUGAUCGCCGCGGCUUUGAUCAGGCUCGACAUGUCGCUGACUGGACUGGAGUACAGGGUGAGCGUGGUGCUCGUCAUCAGCGGCCCGUGCCUGCUGGCGGUGGCGGCAGAGCAGUGGUCUCGGCACACGCAGG